This is a messenger RNA of Cyphellophora attinorum, 3492 nucleotides long. RefSeq names its product Nucleolar pre-ribosomal-associated protein 1. The transcript has a single exon. Gene Ontology annotation, biological process: maturation of 5.8S rRNA from tricistronic rRNA transcript (SSU-rRNA, 5.8S rRNA, LSU-rRNA); maturation of LSU-rRNA from tricistronic rRNA transcript (SSU-rRNA, 5.8S rRNA, LSU-rRNA). Gene Ontology annotation, cellular component: nucleolus. NCBI's taxonomy places the organism in Eukaryota, Fungi, Ascomycota, Eurotiomycetes, Chaetothyriales, Cyphellophoraceae. The record is from RefSeq and is a predicted model, not a curated record. Bases 1 to 3492 code for a protein of 1163 amino acids.
AUGCAGGAAGAUGGCCUAAGAGCUGCCAAACGACGCAAAGUCAACAACGAGCUCCAACAUCCAGAUGGCGAUAUCAGAGGCGCCUUUGAGCUACACAACUUACUCCGUUUCAAGCAGGCUGCAGACACAGAAGCGAAGGCUGGCAUAGAGCGCUUCAGGACUUUUCUCGUUGAUGUCGCCAACGAGAACAACUCUUCCGAACAGACGGUGCUUCUGAAAGUUCUCAAGCAGUACUGCGAUGAUCAGUCUUCAUCCUCAAAAAACCAGCUCGACUUCUCGGAUCUGCUCUUAACAUGGUCGUUCGCCGCUCAGAGUAAUUCCGAAUCAGUCUUGUCUGCAGUCCCUGCAGCUCUUGCUCAAUUCUUCCGCACUAUCAACAACGAACUCGACUUCCGGGAAUUUGGUCUUUCUCUGUGCCAUAGUCUACUCAAGACUGAUCAAGUUCGACUGAUAGAGCGAGGGCUUUCAGCACCAAAGCAUAAGGACUUUCUCAUCUCACCAUGUCUCCGUCUCUUGACAGAGAUACUGAGCUUCGACGCCGGGGCAGUCGCUGCGAAUGUCUUCUCCAGACGUGACAUCCUCUUCAAGCGACUGGACGUAUUGAUGGAUGCUCAAGCUCGCCAACGACAGGAGACCGAUCGUCGGAAGCCUACGGUAAGGAGGAACGCACAACGCCUGCUAUUGGCCAUGCUCAGAUAUCUCGACAACGAAGCCAAGUCGGAGCUGAUCACACAGGGAAGGGUGCUGUAUUCAUGCGUUCGUAAUCUCUUGCUAGAUGGCGGUGACAUCGUUCGAGAUGUUCUCAAGACCUUCCGCCUAAGUCUCUUCACACCCGAGCUGCAAAAGCUGGUCAAAUCUCGCUUUCUCAACGCCGGGAACCUACAGCUCUUCGCGCAGCUAUACGACUAUCCUGAAGAAGAGGCAGAUGCCGGGCUGGAUGUGCUUACAGUUCGACAGGCUGUACAUGAAUUUCUACUUACGAUCUGCACGUCUACCGGUGCAGCACUGAUACCUCAGACUGGAUGGUACCCGCCAGAGUAUGACCUUCCAGACUUUCAAGCUGACGACGCGGACUCUGGUAUCGACCUCGGUCUGGAUUCGCCCUAUCAAUCUGAAGACUACAUUACUGGAGCACCGGUCAAGAACACGAACAUCUCGAUGUUCUUGCAAAAGUUGUCCCCAUCGUCUGAUGUCUUGCACUCAGAUUUGAUGCUGAAGACGUUCGGGGCUGCUCCAGAGCUGGUUGCUGAUUAUUUCAUUAAGCGACCAAAGCCUUUAGGUGCACCCACUGACGACAACGCAUGGGUUGGACAUUUCGGCUUUCUGUAUUCGAUUGUCGAGCUGCCUCUACCACCGUUUUCGAGCCACGGUGACCGGCGUCCGCUGACUCCUCCUCCUACCUCUGUCGUGGUGGAGAGCAUCCUACCUCGACCGCUCGACCGAGCUACAUUGACCUCAUUUUUGAAGAAGAAUGAGGACCUCACAGUGAUCUCAGCUUGUCGAGUCGUCACUGUGGCUCUGCAGAAGCUUCAGAGUGCCCUCGCUACUUUCAAAGACGGUCUGUCACGGCCACAGCUCUGGUCACAAGCCGCAACUCGCCUGACGCGGGUCGUGGCCGAGCGUGUUCCCGUCUACGGUGAGAUCGUGGCCGCACUACAGAAGACCGCGAAAGAUGCUCACGAUGUUCGUGGCACAAUACUGGAGUGUAUGGCUGUGUACCAGCAGAUCUUGCCGCAAGUCGCAGCCGUAUCCUCGUUUGACCCAAGUCCAGCGUUGUUAGGUGUGCUUGAACUUCUCCGUGAUACGAAACUUGACGCUGCGGCACGAAGUGGCUUGGAAAAGCAAGAGAUUGCCCUCGUCAUGAUUGCAGGUCUCUCCCGGAGUACGAAAUGGUGGCACAAGCCGCAGUCGGACCAGCUCUGUCUCAUGAUGCAAUUGUUCAUGAGCCUCAGAGGAUCGGAAGAGACUGUUUGUACAGCGAUACGCGAUACAGUCCACCCCAUUCUCGUCGAGAAAGGUGUCCUCGUCCCAAAGAAGGCUAGUUGGCUCGCGCUCACGGCGAGCUUGUCCGACUCAAUCGUCAAGGACGAUGCAGUACUUCCUGACUUCAUCGAGAACUGCAUGAUUCGCAUCACAAAGCAGCCAGUCAAGUACCUUGAGCUCGCCGAGAGAGCGGGAACAGCAGCAUCCGAGGCGGAAUCUAUUAGUCUCAUAGCCUGCGCCAUCUCUGAGCAAUGGCCAUUCCUCCUUAAGAACGAUGACCUGGACGGCCUCGCGGAAUUCGUGGCCAAGUUUUUCGUCCUCCUCGCUGCUGCGGAUGAAUCAGCGCCUGUUCUUAAACAUUUCAAGAAUCAAAUGCUUGAUGCUUCCGAAAGCCACAAGCAGCAUCGCAAGACGCUCAAGAAGGCCUUCGAGAGGCAAAAGCGCGAUCCAAUUGCUCUACCCGUUUCUUCGACACCGGCCGCGACAGCAGCCCCGGCUCGGGAGUCUAUCGAACAUCGAGACCAUAAGCAAGUCGUUGAUCCGUUCCCAGCACAGACCGCCUUGCCGACUACCAUCAAAUCACUUCCACCUACCUACAACAUCGAAUCUGACCUCACGAUCAACCCUUCAACCUCACGUAUGGCAGCUCUCAUUCGUAGCCUCUCCUCGCCCAUCUCCGAGGUCCGCCUCGGCGCACUCUCCAGCCUAUCGGCCCUGCUACCUACCCUCCUGGGCUCCAACACCACGACCACCGACUCGACGAUGAAACCUUCCGCCACGAACAGCACCACCAACAAUCACCCCAACUCCGCAUACUCUGAAUCGCCACAAAUACACACCCUACUCGGCACGCUCCUCGAAACCGCCCGCAAUCACACCCUCUCCCAACCCUCCACGCCCAUCCCAUCCCUAAUCACCUCGUUGGCCGCAACAUUUUACCUUCCAACUCUAACAGACCCGUCCGCAUCCCUCUACGCCAGAAUCAACAGCUACCUCCUCCGCUAUCCCAACUGGUUGCCCCUUACCCGUAUUUUGCCUUACUGGAUCGAGCACUUGCUGCUCGAGGAAUCGGACAACGACGAUCACGCUACCGAGAUCUGCCAGUUUCUGACUGCCAUCGGCAAUGGCGUGCUCACACCCGAAGACGUCUCACUGUGUCGAAGGGCACAUCUGUUCGAGCGCUUGGGAUCGCUGUACUUCCAGCCCGGUUUGCGAAGGGAGGUGCGCAAGGCUGUGCUGCGGGUGUUCUGGGUGACUGCUGGGAUCGAGGGAGGAGCGGAUAUGUUGAUCACAAGAGUUGGGGUUAGGGCGUGGUUGGAUGUUGUGGAGCCGAAAGAGGAUGCGGUGCUGGAGAUGAAGGGCUUGGUGGAGGCGUUGAGGGCGAGGAUUGAAGGGGGCUCUGAUGCUGAGUAUAUUAUGAGGUGGGAGAUGGGUUUGAGUGGGACUGGAAAGCCGGAGGAGGAGCAGAAGAUGGCUGGAUUGGGAGUUGGGAUGAAAGGUGGUGCCUGA